UCAGACUUCUCUGGAAUUUUCUUCCUUCUCUUAUAAACUCUUCUUCUUCUUCUUCUUCCUUCUUUCUCCAAUCAACAUCCCUCAUGGCAAUUCUCUCCUCCCAUCACCCAUCCGCUAUUGCAUUCGGAAUCUUAGGCAACAUGAUCUCCUUCUGCGUCUACCUGGCUCCAGUGCCGACUUUUUAUCGGAUUUACAAGAAAAAAUCAACGGAAAGCUUCCAAUCAGUACCUUAUCAAGUAGCACUUUUCAGCUCCAUGCUGUGGCUUUACUAUGCAUUGCAAAAACCCGAUGACACCUUCCUUCUCAUCACCAUUAACUCCUUUGGAUGUGUCAUUGAAACCUUUUACAUCACUAUGUAUAUCACCUAUGCCCCCAACCACCAAAGGGUCUCCGCCAUGAAACUUUUUGCUGCCCUCAAUGUCCUACUUUUCUCUUCAAUUCUUCUCUUGGCACAAUUCCUACUCAACCCUUCUCACCGAAUUCCAGUUCUCGGUUGGAUUUGCGUCGCCAUUUCCGUUGCCGUCUUCGCAGCCCCCUUAAGCAUUGUGGCUCAAGUUGUCCGUACAAAAAGUGUAGAAUUCAUGCCCUUUACACUAUCCUUCUUUCUGACAUUGAGUGCAAUUAUGUGGUUCUCAUACGGUCUGCUACAGAAAGACAUCUGCGUGGCUAUUCCGAAUGUGUUGGGGUUUAUGUUGGGGAUGAUACAGAUGGUGUUGUAUGCAAUUUACAGACAAAACGACAACAAGAAGCUGCCGGAACCUUUGAAAAGCAUUGUCGUUUUGGGUAACUCCGAAGUUCAUCCUGUUCAAAUCCAACUUCAUGAGGAGUCUGUUAAUGACCAAGAAAAAAUAGAGCAAUUAGCUGUGAGUUUGGAGAUCAAGAAAAGCAAAGAAGCUAAUUCAGAUCAUAAUGAUGUUUGAUUUAUGAUCAUCAACUUUUUGUAAAAUUGCUCUCUUGUUAGACACCAAAUCAAUACCUUGUUUUCUUCUUACUCUCUGGCCCUUUAUAUACACAAUACACUUGUUUCCCUGUAAGAUAUACAUACAUCCAGUCCUGUAUAUCUCGGACACCCACCUCCCCUUUUAAAGUACUCCUCAAUAGGUCGUUUUGUUACAUAUUAUUAUUGAUUUCUAAACAUGUAUAAUUGGUUUCAUUUGAAUAUGCUAUUUACUUCAGCCA
Carica papaya (papaya) is the source of this 1179-nucleotide messenger RNA. It is a transcript of the gene SAG29, whose product is annotated as senescence-associated gene 29. Gene Ontology annotation, biological process: carbohydrate transport. The record is from RefSeq and is a predicted model, not a curated record. Lineage: Eukaryota; Viridiplantae; Streptophyta; Magnoliopsida; Brassicales; Caricaceae. Gene Ontology annotation, molecular function: sugar transmembrane transporter activity. Gene Ontology annotation, cellular component: membrane.